UCGCUUUUCUCUAAACGCUGCGAAUGUCGACCACCACGAUCGACAGCCUGCCCGACGAGCUGCUCGAGCUCAUCCUGGUGGCUGCCGGGGACAUGCCGCACCUGUACGCCGUGUGUCGGCGGUGGCGGGCCAUUGGUGACGAGUUGGCACGCGUCCACGCGUGUAAAUCUGAUCCCAGCGGAUUCUGCAGCAACAACUCAAUUCUACGUCACCACGGACGUCACCCGAGGGACGACGACUGGCUCGCGUCCAUUGCGACAAUGAGCUACGAGCUCGUCUGCUGGUAUCUGCCGUCUGAGCCUCCGACGCUGUUUGCGCAGCAGACAAGGAUGGCCUCGGCCCUGUUCCAUGGCAAUCUCGCGGUGUGCAAGAAAUUGGCACCAUCCGUAUACGCGACCGCCUGGGCGGCACCCGCGCCAUGGUACCCGCCGCCAAUGCGAGGGCAUGUCGGACUGCAGUCGGCCGUCAACAUUCGCGGAUCGUUCUCGCUGCGGCAGCUGGCGGCUGUGCUUGCUGCGGCGAGCGGGAAGAUGGACGUGGUCGAGUGGACGCUGGCAGAGCUGGGCGUGCAGCACUUGCGCGAGGCCAUCGCCAAUGCAGCCAUCUGGGGCGGACAUCGACGAGUGUUUGAGGCAAUCCUGCAAAGAUUCUCGAUCGAGGUGGGCGCGUCCAUGUGCAGGUCUGCCGUUAUUGCUGGCCGGAUGGACCUCGUGCACUGGUUGCGCAGCGAUUUCAAGUGCCCGUGGGACUGCGAGACGCUCCUCGCAGCUGCAGAAAAUGGGCACUUGACCAUGCUGCAGUACGCACUGAAGACUGGCUGCCCGCCACCGUCGGAUUCGACUGCCCUCGCCACCGCAGCCGCGCGGGGAGGACAGCUCGCCGUUCUCAAAUGGUUGUCGACGCGGCGCGAGUUUUCUUGGAAUGCCGCAACAGCCGAGCAAGCGGCAGCGAAUGGUCAUCUGGCAGUGCUGCAGUUCUUGCAGCUGCACGACUGUCCCUGGGACGAAGCCGCCUGCGCCGCAGCUGCCCGAUUCGGCCAUUUGGCAGUACUCUGCUUUCUGCGCGAGCACGGCUGUCCUUGGAACGCAAAAACGUGCGCGAGCGCUGCCAGAGGCGGCCACUUUGUGCUUUUGCAGUGGGCGCGGGCUGCCAACUGUCCCUGGGACGCCUCAACCUGCAGUUCGGCAGCGCUGGGAGGCCACUACGAUGUCUUGCGCUGGGCACGGGCCAACAAUUGCGCCUGGGAUGAAAACACAUGCUCGUAUGCUGCUGGGGCUGGGCAUUUGCGCGUGCUAAACUGGGCCAGAACCAACGGCUGUCCGUGGAACUCGACUACCUGCGAAGCCGCCGCCGUCGGCGGGCAUUUAGAUGUGUUGCAAUGGGCUCGGCGAAAGCAGUGCCCCUGGGAUGUGCGUACGAUCGAGCUGGCCAGGCAGUUUGGUCAUACGGAGCUCGCGUCGUGGGCUGCCAACAACGGGUGUCCGGAGCCCCCGAUUACGCCGAUUGACUGGGGCGAUGAUCCCGGAUUCUCGCUGUUUGAUUGAAAGGCCACCUGUAUGUAAUGUUCAAUAUAACGCUUAGAACAGCUCA
Molecule: messenger RNA, 1590 nt
Organism: Capsaspora owczarzaki ATCC 30864
Lineage: Eukaryota; Filasterea; Ministeriida; Capsasporidae
Exons: 1
Coding region: 24-1544 (506 amino acids)
Source: RefSeq, a predicted model, not a curated record